AUGGCAGGGGGUACUAGCAUCUGGGCGAGUAAGGAAGCAAGAACCGACCCGAGAGAGAUCUUUAACCUCCGGCUUCUUUAUCUCCUUGUGUCGGUUGCUUGGGGUGGGUGGUUCUAUGGCUUCGACACCGGCAACAUUGGAGGCAUUCUCACCUUGCCUUCAUUUGAAAAUGCUUUCGGUCUGACAAACAUACCGGAUGCAGAGAUUGACAAUCGAAAGGGAACAAUUGCUGCAAUGCUUGCGGCUGGUGGCUCGGCAGGGGCACUCUGCGCUGCGCCGACAUCAGACUUCCUGGGGCGCAAAUGGUCCGUCUUUCUAUGGGGACUUGUCUUCGUAAUUGGUGCUGCAAUGCAGAUGGUGGCUGAUUAUGAUGUCCUUCUUGCCGGUCGCUUCAUCGGCGGCAUGGGGGUGGGAGCCAGUUCGAUGCUCACACCACAGUUUCUGGCCGAGAACUCCCCCAAGUCUGUCCGAGGAUCGAUGACGGCAACAUAUAACUUGAUGAUCCUAGCCGGUAUAAUGCUCGCCUUCUGGAUUAACUAUGGAGUAUCGCUGUGGUCAUUCCCCGGCGUGGAGCAUGACAACAUGCAAUGGAGAACAUCAAUGGGAAUUCAACUCAUUCCCGGGGCUCUGAUGUGUCUAAUGAUACCCUUUGUCCCUGAAACCCCUCGAUACCUGAUUAACCAUGGCCGCUCAGAGGAGGGGAUCAAGAACCUAUGCCGGCUACGGAAACUUCCGAUUGACCACCCCUACGUCCAAACAGAGUACCAGGAGAUUGAGGCCCAGGUACGAUACGAACAGGAGUGUUACCAGGGUCACAGCUAUUGGGUGGUGCUACAGGAUAUCUUCCUAAUCAAAAGCAACUUUCGGCGAUUUUUCCUCGCUGUUAUGUUAUUCCUAUUUCAUAAGUUCACGGGAACGGACUCGUUGAAUUACUACGCACCCGAGAUCUUCGAGUUAAUCGGCGUGAAAGGAAGCUCCAAUACACUUCUGACCACUGGCGUCUAUGGUGUAGUGAAAUUCGUCGUCACCAUCUUCUAUGUGACCUACCUUGUGGAUCGCGUUGGUCGCCGCCUCCCUCUGCUCGUUGGUGCAUCUUUACAAGCGACCGCAAUGUUAUACCUUGCAUUGUAUCUCCGAUUUGCCGGAACGAACACCGACACAGUGGGAGGCACUCCCGCUGGUGGUAUAGUCGGUAUUGUGUGGAUUUACAUUUACGCCUUCGGCUGGUCAUUCGGACACAGCGUGGCAUGCUAUGUUGUGGCUGCUGAGAUAUUCCCAACUAGAAUCAGGUCCGUCUGCAUGUCCAUUUGCUUCUUUGUCAAUUGGAUUGUCGAUUACGGCAUCACGCGGGCCACACCAAAUAUGAUUACUGAGAUGGGAUGGGGCGUCUUCCUGCUCUACGCACUAUUAACCUAUGCCGGGGUGGUGUUUAUCUUCUUCUGCCUUCCUGAACUCAAGGGACGCUCUCUUGAAAGUAUAGAUGACCUGUUCCAGAGACCGCUGUGGAGCAUGUGGAGACAUGCCUACCCCACAGAGGAAGAGAAGACACGACAAGGCAUUCCGCAACUGAUGAAAGGUGGAAAUGAGGAUGACAGGGACGGGGACAAGGAUCGUCCGGUCCAUGUUGAGUCAGUUUAA
Molecule: messenger RNA, 1638 nt
Organism: Aspergillus bombycis
Lineage: Eukaryota; Fungi; Ascomycota; Eurotiomycetes; Eurotiales; Aspergillaceae
Product: putative sugar transporter
Exons: 4
Coding region: 1-1638 (545 amino acids)
Biological process (GO): transmembrane transport; carbohydrate transport
Cellular component (GO): membrane
Molecular function (GO): carbohydrate:proton symporter activity
Source: RefSeq, a predicted model, not a curated record